GAACGAGUUGUUGAUCGUUUCAGUCUUUUGCAAAAGUUAGUAGUUCGCGGACGAAGUUUUUCGAACGAAAUUGCGCUUUAAUUUAAUCAAAUCGAUUUUUUUAAUAAUAUAAUAAUAUAUUAACAAGUUUAUUACAAAAAAGUUCCAUAUUAAAGAUUUAAAGGAAUUUUAACACAAUGCCAGUUUUAAAAUCAUGUUGUUUUUGUGGUUCCUUAAGAACAGGCACAAUUUUCGCAGCUUUGGCUGGCGCACUACUAGCUUUGGUAGGAAUAAUUUUAAUAUUCACCAUAUCUUUGGAUUUAAGAGUUAUUUUACUCAACGAUAUCCUCCCAAAAUCUGUUGUUACAAUAAUAAUCGUUAUUAAUUUCGCAAUGACCAUAUUUAUAUCGAUGCUUCUAUUGAUAGGAACAAUAAAGAGAAACAUGUACUUUAUGCUUCCAUGGGUUUUAUUGGGAAUAAUGAUGCCUUUAGGUGUGCUAAUUUCAACGAUAUUCACCGCUUAUAACUUCUUUUCCGAAGACCAAGAUACCGCGGGGAUUAUAUGCAUAGUUUUAGGGAUUAUCGCUUGUAUCGUUGUCAUAUACAUGUGGUUAGUAGUCUUUAGUUUCUUCCAAAUAGUCAAAAAAGAGAAUGAAGAACGCGCCCAAUACACCAAAGCACCUUUUAGGCGAUACUAAACAUCUAAAUGUUGUAAUAAGAAUCUUCGUUUGGUUGUUUAUAACAAUUUGUAAUCGUUUUUAUGUCCUUUUCGUUUAGUUUAAUUAAUUAUCUGUGAUAAAUGUGAAAAAAAGAAGUGCUUUAAAUAACUGUGCCUCAUCUCUAUAAUAUUCAGAAUUAAUUAAUAAUUAUAUAGAAGUUAUUUUAUUUUUUGUUAAUUAAUUAAAAUCUUAACUAAAAAAAGCCUGUUUUAAUUAAAUAAUUAAUAUAGGCAACCAAUUAUGCACCUUAAUAAAUCGGGUUUAUCCCGAUAGAUGGCUCCA
Onthophagus taurus is the source of this 980-nucleotide messenger RNA. RefSeq lists its product as uncharacterized. Lineage: Eukaryota; Metazoa; Arthropoda; Insecta; Coleoptera; Scarabaeidae. The record is from RefSeq and is a predicted model, not a curated record.